GCUGUGCCUGGAGUGGAGAGACCUGGCAGGGCUUCCCCUCCUUUGUCUGCCUGGCUCAGGGCUGCCGCGCCAGAGGAAAUCAAGAAAUGUCCAAACACAGUUGCAGUGGUGGUGGAUGGGGACGAGCUCCGCCUCGCCUCCGACAGAAAGAAGGAAAAGUACUUCCAACGGACUGAAAACUCUUCUUCUGAAAGGGAUACGGAGGAAAAAAAGGAGCCAAAACAAGCGUUUUUCCUUUUUUUAAAUGAAAUUCCGCAUUGGAGCUAUUGAAUUUUGUGCAACGUGGCCGUAAUUUCUCAUGAGCUGACCUUUAAUGUCAGCGGUAACAAAGAAGAAAUUAUGGAAUUGCGUUUUUUGAGAGCCAAACAACAUCCGUGAACUGGACGAGGACGGAUGUGUGACUCCAACGGUUCCACUUGUAGCCAGAGGAAGGCCGACCACAUGCCGAGCAAGAGCCAAACAUGACGUGAACGGCAACAAGACUAUUCCACCUUUCCCAGAGGGGACGGAGAUGGUCAUGUUUGGCAUGGGCUGCUUCUGGGGAGCCGAGAGGAAGUUCUGGAGUCAAAAAGGAGUUUAUUCCACCCAGGUGGGCUACUCUGCAGGAUGCACACCUAACGCCACCUACAGGGAGGUCUGCACAGGUCGAACCGGCCACACUGAGGUGGUGAGAGUCGUCUUCCAUCCCGAGCGGAUCAGCUUCGCCAACCUGCUGAAGGUUUUCUGGGAAAGCCACAACCCGACUCAAGGGAUGCGUCAGGGGAACGAUACUGGGACCACGUACCGCUCCGCCAUCUACACCUACACAGAGCUGCAGCUGGAGGAAGCCUUGGCCUCCAGAGAUCAAUACCAGCAGGUCCUGACGGAGGGCGGCUUCGGUCCAAUCACAACAGAGAUAGCCGAAGUCAAGCCGUUCUACUACGCUGAGGAUUACCACCAACAGUACCUGAACAAGAACCCAGACGGAUACUGUGGCCUGGGCGGAACCGGAGUCUCCUGCCCAAUAGGAAUCAAGAAGAAGACUUAGAUUGACAGUGGCAGGGAUUUCUUUUAAGCUUUAAAAUGCCUACAAAUGCAAAAAACCUGAUUUAUUAAAUAUAACUGCAUGAAGCUUCUAUGAUGCGUUGGGGCACCACAUAGCACCGGCCUCUUAUCUACAGCAGCUGAUAAAGUAAGAGUGUCAGUAAUGGAACGGCUCAAUCUUCUUGAAAACAACAGACGUGUGUUCCUCAUUGGAAACGUGAUGAGCAGUGCUGCUUUCUGUCGACGUGUGUCAAUCAUGACCCGUUUUUAUAUCAUCAAAUAACCAAACUUUCUACCUGGAAUGACACAACACAUUUAUUUGACUCCAUGUCCCAUCUGCUAACAUGGAGGAGGCAGGGUUUAUAACCCAUACUGCAGCCAGCCACUAGAGGGGGACACUUUUUUGAGCCGUCAUAUCGUCCAUCUUUCUCUACAGACUUUGGGAAAAUCUGCAAAAAUGUCAUAUUUUCUCUGGUUUGAGCUCCAGAAGAAGAUCGUGAUUUGUUUUGUUCAGCUUGUUUUAUGAUAUUAUUCUUUUUAAACUGAUGUAGUUUCAUAGUUUUGAUCAUUAAAGCAUUAACAAAUUCUCA
Molecule: messenger RNA, 1613 nt
Organism: Hippoglossus stenolepis (Pacific halibut)
Lineage: Eukaryota; Metazoa; Chordata; Actinopteri; Pleuronectiformes; Pleuronectidae
Gene: msraa
Product: methionine sulfoxide reductase A
Exons: 6
Coding region: 512-1027 (171 amino acids)
Biological process (GO): cellular response to oxidative stress
Cellular component (GO): cytoplasm
Molecular function (GO): peptide-methionine (S)-S-oxide reductase activity
Source: RefSeq, a predicted model, not a curated record